Molecule: messenger RNA, 1100 nt
Organism: Saprolegnia diclina VS20
Lineage: Eukaryota; Oomycota; Saprolegniomycetes; Saprolegniales; Saprolegniaceae
Exons: 4
Coding region: 103-354 (83 amino acids)
Source: RefSeq, a predicted model, not a curated record
UAGACGACGAAAAUUUUGAGCGUUGUAUGCUGUGCAUAGUUAUUUUCCAAGUUUUUCUCGAGGUCCCCAAGCUCAUGCCCCCCGCAAGCCUCGCGGCCGCAAAUGGUGCCGCCCGUUCAAGGAAAACGUAACAGCUGCGGCGUGCAGUUCAUCUUCAAGGGCAAGUUCCAAGGUGGCUCCGGCUACCGACUCGUAUGCAACCAGUACAGGAGGGCAUGCGAUGCCGGUGUCUCCAUCAAGGAGGCGCAUGAAGGCUUGGUCAUCUAUUCUGGUCGCCCAGGCCACAGCCACGCCCCGAAGGCUUUGCUCUCGCACGACGACGACGACGACGACGACGACAACGACUGCUUUUAAUGUGUUUAGGUACGACAACCGAGCCGGAAAAUGCAGCAAGGAAGAGAGCAAGAACACAGUACGACGUCACCACGACCACGAAGGGCAUCGUCCGUAUUGGUGCCGUUGAAAUAACAGACAACGUUCUGGAAUCCCUCGUCGGUGACGAGCGCCUGAAGGAUGAGCCAUUAAACGCGUGGUUUGUACUUCUAAUGAAUUUCGCGUCGAUGCUUCAUGGUCCCUACGUCUUCCAUUUUGUGUCGUCCGCGCAGUGGUCGUUGUACGAGGCGUUUACAAAGAAAUCGAAGCACUACCUCGCAACCUGCACCUUUCCCACCAAGUGGUUUGACUUCGAGCUCGUCUUCAUCCCGUACAACAUACCCGAGUGUCAUUGGUUCCUGAUCGUCGUCGACUUGUCGGCCCGUGUCAUCACAUCAUACGACUCGUUCGGUUUCGGCCGGGGCGAAGCUUGGCUCCCUUUUCUCAUCAAGUUCAUCGCAAAUGAGGCAAGUCGCGCCAACGCAAGUACCGAGGGCUGGUUCGGAGACGAUCUUCAGAACAAGCUCGGGUGGCAGUGGCGUGUCAACCAUGUCCGAUUGCACCAGCGCAACAACUUUGACAGCGGUGUGUACACGGCUGCUGCCGCCGAGCUGCUUGUCCACAGUGACGACGAUCGUCUGCUUGCUUUGAGCGAUAGCGCGAUGCCAAGUUGGCGGCUUCGAAUGCUUGAUCGGUUGAAACAAGGCCACAAUGACAGUCAUAGCACU